Messenger RNA from Achroia grisella, 1091 nucleotides. Its product is annotated as phytanoyl-CoA dioxygenase, peroxisomal-like. Gene Ontology annotation, molecular function: phytanoyl-CoA dioxygenase activity. Lineage: Eukaryota; Metazoa; Arthropoda; Insecta; Lepidoptera; Pyralidae. Bases 118 to 1029 code for a protein of 303 amino acids. The record is from RefSeq and is a predicted model, not a curated record. The transcript has 8 exons. Gene Ontology annotation, biological process: fatty acid alpha-oxidation.
UAAAGUGUUUCUAAUUUUUUUCCAUUAUAAAUAAUAAUACCUACUUGCUGUUUAGUUAAUGGACAGUAUUUUACCGUGAUUAGUAGAUAUUAGUUAUUUGUGACAAAAUUUUAAAAAAUGAAGUGGUCUGGGAAUAUGAAAGUUCUGCCAAACAAAUGCUCAACUGGCAUAUCGGGUUACAAUGUAUCUCCGGAACAGUUCAAAUUCUACAACGACAAUGGAUUCCUGGUCAUCAAAGGGUUGAUUGAUUUUGAAUCAUUAUACGCUUACAAAAAGCAGUUUGUGGCGAUAUGCAAUGGGACUGUGGAAAGGGGACAACUGUUGACCGUGGUCAGGGAGCCGUCACUACUCGGGAAGGGUCUAAAACCAGAAGAUUAUGUCAAUAAGCUUCACGAUAUCUGCUACGACGACGUAUUCGCGAGAUACGUGGAGGACCCUCGGCUUCUGCACGUGCUGUCACAGUUCGUUGGUGACGAGAUAACAGCCGUGAACAGCAUGCUGAUAAACAAGCCCCCAGGCAGUGAAAGACACCCGCCACAUCAGGAUCUGUACUACUUCCCGUUCCGUCCAGCUGACAAGAUAAUAGCGUCGUGGACAGCCAUCGAUGACGUCACUGUCGAGAACGGGUCCCUGUUCGUGGUACCAGGCUCUCAUAGAGCUAACACAGUGUACCCACAUGGCAAUAUUGGUGCCCAAAAGAAGUUGUACCAUGGGAUAUUGAACGAGGAUACAUUGGCUUCCCCCGACAAGGUAGUCCACCUGGUGAUGGCGCCGGGUGACACAGUGUUCUUCCAUCCUCUAAUAAUACAUGGCUCCGGUCCUAAUGUCACUCAGAACUAUCGCAAGUCUAUGACUUGCCACUUCAUGAAUAGCAACUGCCAAUAUAUCGACGUGAGGGGCACCGUGCAAGAUCUUAUUGUGAAGGAAAUCGAGGAGGAAGGCAAGAGACGAGGCUUCGAAGUUAGUUUCGAGGACCAAUGGAGAUAUAAGAGCAAACAAGUGAAAGGUCAAGUUAAAUCGAACUUGUAAAUACAAUGAAAUCUUGGUAAUAUUACCGAUUUCAUUAUCUGCAAACGUAUAUAUUCAUAUCG